Messenger RNA from Cooperia oncophora, 606 nucleotides. Lineage: Eukaryota; Metazoa; Nematoda; Chromadorea; Rhabditida; Trichostrongylidae. The record is from the annotation of a GenBank genome assembly.
AUGGUUCUGGCCAUUUUCCUGCAGCCAAUUAUUGUGUUCCUUACUGUUCAAUCUAUACCGGUCGAUAACGGUGUAGAAGGGGAGCCGGAAAUCGAAUGUGGUUCGACCGCGAUCACCGUGAAUUUCAAUACCAGGAACGCCUUCGAAGGGCACGUUUACGUAAAGGGCUUUUUCUCGGAUAAGCGGUGUCGUUCAGAUGAUGGGGGCCGACAAGUAGCCGGUAUUGUCACUCCUUUUGAUGGCUGUGGUUCACAACGAACGCGAUCGCUUAAUCCAAAAGGAAUCUUCGUUCAAACAACUAUCGUCAUUUCAUUUCACCCGCAUUUCCUCACAAAAGUCGAUCGUGCGUACCGAGUCUCGUGUUUCUACAUGGAAAGCAAUAAAGAUGUUAAUUCUCGUCUAGACGUUGCCGAACUCACAACAGCAAGCGUCACUGGACUGGUUCCGAUGCCAGUAUGUCGAUAUGAUAUCUUGGAGGGAGGCGCCUAUGGAAAUCCUUUGAAGUUUGGCAAAAUCGGUCAACAAGUCUAUCAUCGAUGGAGCUGCACCAGCCAAAACAGCAUGUUCUUUUACUAUUUGCAGUUCAAUUAUAUUUUCCUAGACUGA